Molecule: messenger RNA, 2054 nt
Organism: Plectropomus leopardus (leopard coralgrouper)
Lineage: Eukaryota; Metazoa; Chordata; Actinopteri; Perciformes; Serranidae
Product: kelch-like protein 23
Molecular function (GO): protein binding
Source: RefSeq, a predicted model, not a curated record
AUGGCCUGCAGAGCCAACGCUGAGCUGCAACCUCAGAGCUUUAAACUCACACUUCUCUCUGAACAGAUUAACAAACUUGAGGAGGAUGAAUCUGCCGUUCAUCUCACAGACUGUGCGCCUGAUGCAAUCCCUGAUGCUACUCUGCGAGUAGAGGGAGAGAGUUUUUAUGUCAAUCGUCAGAAACUGGCUGUCCAGAGUCCCUACUUCAGGGCACUGUUUUUUGGCGGUGGCCUGGAGAGCCGCAAGAGGAGAGUGGAGAUCAAAGGUGUGAGUCUGCAGCAUUUCAGGGUUUUAAUGGAAUACAUUAAGACAUUCAAUCUCGCUUUGGACAGAGAAAAUGUUCUGGGGAUCCUUGAGACUGCAGACUUUUUACAACUGGAGCGAGCCAGGCUGCUGUGCUGCAAGUUCCUGGAGCGCGAGCUGCACCUCAGUAACUGUCUGGGAAUGAUGGCCUAUGCUUGGCAGCUGGGAUGCUCUCAGCUCUACAGUGCAGCACGACAGGUGGUUCUCACACACUUCUCUGGUAUUGUCGCUGAAGAGGACUUCCUGUCCCUGUCUAAGGAGAGCGUAGCAGACCUUCUUGCCUGUGAUGACCUGGCCAUCCUUAAAGAUGAUCUGGCCCUGGAGGCCAUCCUACGCUGGGUGUCAUUUGACCCAAAACGAGAAGAACAUUUUCAGGAACUCACUGAGCUGGUGAGGCAUGAGUCGCUCUCUUUACCAUUUAUGACUGAACUUUUGAUCAAAAUGAAAAGUGAUGACCCCAGAUCCAAGCUCAUCUGCAGGCUGGAUGAAUGUUUCCCGGCAUCUUGGUCAAUGGGCAGGUCAAUGACGAGGAUCAGGGCCAGAGAGACCCUGUUUGUCCUGGGUGGACCUCACGAUCAGGAGCAGCAGUCACUUUACCAGUUUCACCCGCACAGUGGACGAUGGCAGAGCUGUCCACCUCUGCAGAGGAAGAACCUCACACAGUACUCGGUGGCUGCAGUAGGCGAUAAAGUGGUCGUGACAGGUGGCUACUUUCGGGACGUGCUGUGGUUCAGUGUGGACUGGGUCAGGAUAUACGAAUGUGGAAACAAGCGCUGGGUGGACGGGCCGGCCCUGCAGAAGUCCAGGCACAGCCACUGCUCCAUCGGGCUGGACUCUGUACUGUACGUGCUGGGGGGCAGCAUGGAUGAAGGGCUUGUGGCCAAUGUAGAAAGGCUGGUCCUGGGGUCAGAGGAGGGUUGGGAGGAGGUCAGCCCCAUGGUGAGGGCUGUGGAGAGGGCAGCCAUCGCUGCUUUGGGGUCUUGUCUCUACGUGGCGUGUGGUCUGGAUGAAAACGGGGAGGUAUAUGGUGGAAUUCAGAGAUACAUGGUGAAGCAGGAUCAGUGGGAUGUGGUCUCUUAUUCUCCAUUUCCACGAUAUGACCUGGUUGCCACAGAGCUCAACGGUGCACUCUACCUGUUUGGAGGCCACGCUUUGCGUUUUGACGUGGAGACGGACGAGUGGACUGUGCAGGAUGAGGAAUGUCUGGACAGAAAGUUCUUCUGUGGCUGCACAACAGUCACCGGCCAGAUAUACCUGGUCAGCGAGAGGAAGAUCAACAAAGCAUUCCCAAACAUGGUGCUGAUGGACCCUUAUAUAGACACUUGCAUUGAGGUGGAUGAUGCCAUACCCUGCCCUGUGCCCCUCAGAGGCUGCGUCACCAUGAGGAUGUUCUUGUGAUGGGACUGAAGGAAAGGUUUAUCUACUUUAUAACAGUAUUUGUGGCUAAGUUUAGGGCUAAACCGAAUAGUUCAAAGUCUCAUUCAUAAGUUUGACUUUUGAAAUCUAAACAAACAUUUGAAUGCUGGGCAACUUUUAUUUCUUUCAGCAUGACUAUUAGUCCUGUUUAAACCCAAUAUUUCUGCACAGUUGUACACAAGGGCGUAGGUUUUGCUUCAACAUUUAGGAGGACACCUAUGAAACGCUGAGUUUUACGAUCCUCAGCCAGAAAAUUUUGAGCAUUAAACACUCACUCCUGCAUUCAGCUGAUUUUUUAUGCACCAAUUUGUGCCCUUUAUGCAUCAAUUAAUAAU